Messenger RNA from Strongylus vulgaris, 578 nucleotides. The record is from the annotation of a GenBank genome assembly. NCBI's taxonomy places the organism in Eukaryota, Metazoa, Nematoda, Chromadorea, Rhabditida, Strongylidae.
AUGCCUCAACCUCUUGGUGGUAAGCGUAAGCAGGAAAUAGCUUGCCCAGUCAUUAGCAAAUGGUCUUCUGGCGAUUCACCUUCAAAACACUCAACAGUCACUGUGAAUGCUAUGAAUUGUAUGCCAUCUGUAUCUACAACCACAAGUCCUAAUCAUAGGAGAUUGAUCAGUGCUAGGAGACAGCACACAGGAGGUAAUGAAGUCUUCGGAUCGUUCCGUUCCGAUGGUACAAUCGGUGCAGAUUCGCAAUGUCCAGUGGAAGAAGAACGAGAAGCAGCGAGGGAGGCUGCAAAACUGUUCAGACUAGAGAAUUGCACUAAGGCCGAUGUUGCAGAACGGCUUAACGAUAGGUAUAGUGCUGCUUGGUAUUCGCAAUGUCCAGUGGAAGAAGAACGAGAAGCAGCGAGGGAGGCUGCAAAACUAUUCAGACUAGAGAACUGCACUAAGGCCGAUGUUGCAGAACGGCUUAAUGAUAGGUCUGAAUUCUCAGCGAUGGUUGCCACAAAAUAUUUGGAACUAUUUGUUUUCUCUAGUUUACGUAUUGAUGCUGCUCUGAGAGAGUUCUUAUCAAGGUAGGA